Molecule: messenger RNA, 1022 nt
Organism: Mucor mucedo
Lineage: Eukaryota; Fungi; Mucoromycota; Mucoromycetes; Mucorales; Mucoraceae
Product: putative methyltransferase-domain-containing protein
Exons: 1
Coding region: 197-931 (244 amino acids)
Cellular component (GO): nucleus; cytoplasm
Source: RefSeq, a predicted model, not a curated record
AAGCGCAAUUGACUAGUUUUUUGGCAGCUGAUUUGAUAUAUGAAACACUUUCGAUGAUGGUCAAGUAUGGUGAGACUGUCAAUUAAAUAAUAUGAAUAAUAAUAAAAAAAAGCCGUCCAACCUACACAAUGAAAAAAAAAACCUUUUUUUGGGUCUUCUUUCUUUCUUAAAUCCAUUGCAGAGAGACAAAUAAAAGAUGCAAGUGGACAUGUCGGAUAAUACAAAGUCAUUAAAGACAUUUUCGAUUCAGUUGAAUCCCUUAUUUUCAUUAAGCCUAAGUCAGGAAAAUCAUACGGAAAAUCAUGGUACGACGGUGUGGGAUUCCGCCAAACUGUUGUCGUUGUAUUUGUUCGAUUCGGUCAAAGUACCGACAUUUGAGAUUCGACAUGAUGUUGUGAAUGUCAAGAAUAAAAAAAGCUGUCUUGAAUUGGGUAGUGGGUGUGGACUGGCGGGACUGGUGAUGGCUUCACUGGGGUUCAAGACGACGUUGACAGAUUUACCCAGUGUCAUUGAUCGAGUCCUGCUAAAGAAUAGUCAAAGUGCGGUGGAGGAGAUUCAGAGGUGGUGGCAUCAUUUGCAUCACACGUACCACAGUGAUAUUCAGCCACAGAUCCAGGUCAGGGCCUUGGAUUGGUUCAAUUUACCUUGUAGCGAAGAAGAAAAGUUUAAUUAUAUAUUAGCUUCCGAUUGCAUAUACGAAAUACAGCUUGUGGAUCCUUUGUUACGGUGUAUACGCCAUUUUUCCAACACCAAGACUAUUGUGUUGAUUGCAAUGGAGCGACGAGAUGAUUUAGUGGUGGAUGGAUUUAUUGCAAAGGCUAGAGCCUUGGGUUUUGAUGCAAGCAUGGUGUUGAAGAAAUUAAUUCAAACUCAUCAGAUUUUAGUGGCAAAUGAAGACGUUGAGAUUUGGAAACUGCGUUUGAGGGGAUAAAUAUUUACAUAAAAAUAGAAUUCCAUGUUUGUCUGUCAUAUCACAUGCACUGCAUAUAUUUAUUCUAUAGAAACUAGACUUUUUGUCAAUU